Acanthocheilonema viteae is the source of this 249-nucleotide messenger RNA. NCBI's taxonomy places the organism in Eukaryota, Metazoa, Nematoda, Chromadorea, Rhabditida, Onchocercidae. The record is from the annotation of a GenBank genome assembly.
AUGAACAGUGAUCACAGUGAUGAUGCAUCCUGUGUUAGACCUUCGAUAUUAAAUUAUGAUAUGCGUAGCGCUACUGAUAAGGAAUUCAACGUAUCAAUCCGUUUGGCUGCAGUGAGCAGUAUCAAAACUUUAUUAACUAGACGAUAUAUAGCUCUCGAGAAAUGGAGUGCUGUGUUAAUAGAUAUUACUGAUAAAGCGUUACGAAAAACCGAUGAGGAAGCAAAAUUGCUGCUUCUCUAUCUAUUUUGA